This is a messenger RNA of Ipomoea nil (Japanese morning glory), 700 nucleotides long. RefSeq lists its product as uncharacterized. The transcript has 3 exons. NCBI's taxonomy places the organism in Eukaryota, Viridiplantae, Streptophyta, Magnoliopsida, Solanales, Convolvulaceae. The record is from RefSeq and is a predicted model, not a curated record. Bases 1 to 678 code for a protein of 225 amino acids.
AUGGCGGCCAACCGAGAAUCCAGUGUUUCUUUGAAGCUGUUGAUAGAUGAGAAGACGAAUCGAGUAGUUGAUGCAGAAGCAGAAAAGGACUUUGUAGAUAUACUUUUCAGCUUCCUCUCCUUCCCGAUAUUGGGAGAUAGCAACGCUGAUGAUGUAAAUGCCAAAGGGCUUUUGUGUAAUCUCACCAUGUCAAAUGAGUUCUUUGAUUUUCUGUGUAGCUUUCUAACCGUUUCAAUCGGGUCAGUGAUAAGAGCUCUGGAAGGAAAUUCGGGGUUAGGAUGCAUUGAUAACUUAUACACAAGUGUUAAAGAUUUGGAUGAAAAAUGGUUUGGUUCGGAUGUUAAGGACAUCAUUCUUGACCCUCGGAUUGCGCAGUAUCAUAAUUGCAAGAGGCAAUCCCUCAUUUUUCCGGAUCGUUACGAGAGUUUCUAUAUGAUUGACCCAAGGAAUGGCAGUACUUUUGCAGAGGAACCUUCUUUAUUCAUAGUUUCAGACGAUUUGGAAGUGAAUCCUUUAUCUUUUGCGUCAAGUUUACAACUACUGAAGGAAGUGAAAGUGGCUUUCAGUGAUAUUGAAGAACAAGUGAUCACUGUUGGAACGAAAGAGGCAUUGAGCUUACUGAAGGCAGCUCUUACAUCGCCAUCAUCUGCUCUGACCAAUGGCUUAAUACCUUCUUGAAGAACCAGAAAGCAUAGUAGCA